Peronospora belbahrii is the source of this 285-nucleotide messenger RNA. The record is from the annotation of a GenBank genome assembly. NCBI's taxonomy places the organism in Eukaryota, Oomycota, Peronosporomycetes, Peronosporales, Peronosporaceae.
AUGCUUAAGGGCAAACCUGAGCGGCUACAGCGUGUAGUUAUCCCAGACUUUGUCAACUCCCAGACUUUAUCAACCGCGAACUUGCCGUUUGCUUCGGCGAGCCUCAACUCCCGCGGUUGCCUCAGGCUUGUGGCUAUCCCAGGAUGCUUACCGAAAAUGAAGGCCCUCAAGGACGACAUGCGCCUAGCUUUUGAGCCUCCGCAGGAUGAGCACAACCAUCGCUUGGAUAUCAUGGUGCUGAAGCAGGAUCGUCUGCCGAUGAUGGAUUAUAUCCAGCAAGCAUGA